This is a messenger RNA of Camellia sinensis, 2733 nucleotides long. Lineage: Eukaryota; Viridiplantae; Streptophyta; Magnoliopsida; Ericales; Theaceae. The record is from RefSeq and is a predicted model, not a curated record.
UACACAACUCUCUCUCUCUCUCUCUCUCCAAAACUCUCUCUUUCUCUUCCAACCAUAUUAUAAGCACGAAAACCAGCCAACCCUAUUAACAGCCUCCCCGUAGUCCCGUUGGUCCGUAGGUCCAUUUCUGGCAAAUCAGAAUCUGACUCACCCCACCUCUCUCUCUCUCUCUCUCUCUCUCCUAUAUAUAUAUAUAUAUACACCCCCUAAAUCUCGAUCCUCCUACACAAACAAUCCAAACACUCCAAAAAGUCUCAAACCAUGGUGGUUCCAAACCCAUCUUCAUCCGCCAUUUUACCCUCCUAUUCCUACUCAUCGCUUCCCGAUGCGGCCGAUUCCGACGCCGGAGCUCCGGCGAAUCGCCGCCGUGUCCUCCUGCUAUCUGGGUUGGUGACAAUCGUGACCCUGGUGGCUUCUGUAACUUACAUUGGUUUCGUUUCGAGGUGGGACUCGGAGCUGCCGGAGGCCAUCAAGCACCAGCGUCCUCCGCCGCUUACGCUGCCGCGUGGGGUGGCGGAAGGCGUCUCCACCAAGUCCCAUGGCCUCCGUCUGGGGGUCGCAUCUUUUCCUUGGACCAAUCGCAUGCUGACGUGGCAGAGAACAUCCUUCCAUUUUCAACCUAAAAUUAAUUGGAUGAACGAUCCCAACGGUCCACUAUACUACAAAGGGUGGUACCACUUCUUCUACCAAUACAACCCAGAAGGUGCAGUAUGGGGUAACAUCGUGUGGGGUCAUUCGGUAUCAACAGACCUGAUCCACUGGCGCCACCUCCCCAUCGCGAUGACCUACGAUCAAUGGUACGAUAGCAACGGUGUCUGGACUGGGUCCGCUACCCUCCUCCCCAACGGUGAUCUUGUCAUGCUCUACACCGGAUCAACCAAUCAGACCGUGCAGGUCCAAAAUCUAGCAUACCCUGCCGACCCAUCCGAUCCCCUCCUCAUUGAUUGGGUCAAAUACCCCAAAAACCCGGUUCUAGUACCCCCACCCGGAAUUGAUAUCCACGACUUCCGUGACCCGACAACCGCCUGGCUCACAUCUGAGGGCAAGUGGCGGAUCACAAUCGGGUCAAAAAUCAACAAAACGGGCAUUUCAUUGGUUUAUGAGACCAUGGACUUUAAAAACUUCGAGCUCUUGGAAGGGGUGCUCCAUGCGGUUCCGGGUACGGGUAUGUGGGAGUGCGUGGACUUCUACCCGGUAUCCACGAGUGGGGAAAACGGGUUGGACACGUCAAUGAAGGGUUCUGGAGUGAAACAUGUGGUGAAAGCUAGCUUUGAUGAUGAUAGGAAUGAUUACUAUUCUCUGGGGACGUAUGAUGAGGAAACAGCUGUUUGGCAUCCGGAUGAUCCGAAAUUGGAUGUGGGUCUCGGGUUGAGAUAUGAUUAUGGAAAAUUCUAUGCAUCGAAGACAUUUUUUGAUGUGGAGAAGAAGAGAAGGGUGUUGUGGGGUUGGAUUCCGGAGACAGAUAGCGAAUUGGCCGACAUUCAGAAGGGUUGGGCUUCUCUUCAGGCAGUUCCAAGGACAGUAGUGUUUGACAGGAAAACUGGAAGCAAUGUACUUCAAUGGCCAGUGGUGGAGGUUGAGAAAUUACGAACGAAAAGCUGGCAAUUUAGCAAUGUGGUUGUCCAACCAGGCUCAGUCUUGCCCCUUGAUGUCGGCAAAAAAACCUCUCAGUUAGACAUCAUGGCCGAGUUUGAGCUCGAUCAGGAGGCCUUGAACAGGGUGAAUGAAACUGAUGAGAUGUUCAGUUGCAGCACUGCCGGUGGAGCAGCAAACCGGGGUGCUCUUGGACCGUUUGGUUUGUUGGUUCUUGCAGAUGAGAGCCUUUCUGAGCAGACUCCCGUUUACUUCUAUGUUGCCAAGGGAGCUGAGGGCAAGUUGAAGACUUUCUUCUGUGCUGAUGAAUCAAGGUCUUCAAAGGCAACAGAUGUGAUGAAACCAAUUUAUGGAAGCACAGUUCCAGUGCUCAAAGGAGAAAAGUUCAGCAUGAGAAUAUUGGUGGAUCAUUCGAUAGUAGAAAGCUUCGCUCAACGCGGGAGGACAUGCAUAACUUCGCGGAUAUAUCCAACGAAGGCCAUCUAUGAAGAUGCAAAAAUUUUCUUGUUCAACAAUGCUACCGAGGCCAACAUCAUAGCCUCCCUAAAGAUUUGGCAAAUGGACUCUGCAUAUAUUCAUUCCUAUCCCACUGAACUCAUAAUAGGAACAUUGGUUGUCUCCUUCGUGCUCGUUGUAAUUAUUGUGUGGUUCCAUUCACGUUUCACAUUAAAGCCACUAUCUUCUCUCUUCCGCAACUCAAAUAGCUAGACAAGCUAUUGGACGGAGUACACGUGGAGAAAGUUAAAUGGGUGUGACAAAGCAUAAGGCAGCAAGAAGGAGAUGUAAACAUCGUCGUGGAGUCUAGCUGGCAGAUGGAUAAGGAUGCACGUGUCGUUGUCUUUUGAUUUGGAAACGCAUGGAUUCCUCGGCCAAACAACGAUUCUUUCAUGGGAUAGUGAUUUGGAAAUCUUUAUCACACUCAUUCUCUCUCCUAAAGUUUUUGUAUCAUUUAUUUAUUAUUAUUUUUUUUUUUAUAGAAUUCUAUCUCCCAACGUCGGGGGGCCUUCUGAGUUGGGUAUUGCACUUGGCAUCCCUAUUUUCUUGGGAAGAAGAGUUACUGGAGCUGAAGUUGUUUUGAAAAAAUAGGACGAGUGGCUCACAUUCAUAUUCUUUUAUUUCUAAAUUCAUGUGCUUAGCUUU